GCGCGGGAGGCGGCGGCGGGGCGCUGUCAUGGAGUUAGCGCAGGAAGCGCGGAAACUGGUUUGCUGGGCGGCCGAAGAGAUGGAGGCGCCCGAGGUAGCCCGGGCCCCGGAGGCGACGCUGCGCAGGCUGUGUUUGGGCCAGGGGGCUGACAUCUGGGCCUAUGUCUUGCGGCAUGUGCACAACCAGAGGAAUGUCAAGAAGAUCCGGGGAAACCUCCUCUGGUAUGGCCACCAGUACAGUCCAGAGGCCUGUCGGAAGUUGGAGCUGGAAGCUGCUGUUGCCCACCUACGGGCAGAGAUCCAGGAGUUAGACCAGAGCUUGGAGCUGAUGGAUCAAGAGACUGAGGCUCAGGACAUCGCUAUGGAGCAGGCACUGCAGAGCAUGCAAGACACCCAACGACAUGCUCUCCUCCUCCGGGCCCAAGCCGGGGCCAUGCGAAGACAGCAGCGUGGACUCCAACAUCCCUUGCAAUGGGUACAGAAUCAGCUCAGGCGCCUGCAGGACAUAGAGAGGAAGGCUAAAGUGGAUAUAACCUCUGGGUCCUUGACAUCAGCAGCCCUGGGCCUGGAGCCUGUGGUCCUGGGUGAUGUCCGAACAGCCUGCACCCUCCGAGCCCAGUUCCUGCAGAACCUCCUGAUUCCUCAGGCCAAAGGAGGCAGCAUUCCAAACCCUCAAGAUGACCAUUUUGGAACUUCCUAUCAGCAGUGGCUUAGCUCAGUGGAGACACUGCUGACAAACCACCCUCCCAGCCACGUCUUGGCUGCCUUGGAACACCUGGCUGCAGAACGGGAGGCAGAGAUUCGGUCCCUGUGCAGUCCGGACAAGCUCCAAGAUACAGAGACAGCCAGGUGUGCCGGAGAGUGCUUCCAUCGUCAGGCAUGGUCCCAGGUCCCAGACCAGUCAAACUCCAGCCAGGCCCUGCCGUCUGUGAUGCAUCUCAUCCAGGAGGGCUGGCAAGCUGUGAGUGUGCUGGUCAGCCAGCGGGGCCCCCUCCUGAAGGAACAUCAAACCCUGACCUGGCGCCUGCAGAGCUUGAUGAAGGAGGUGGAGAAAUGUACCCUGGGAUCCAGCGAGAGGCGGGCAUUGGUGCUGGGGCUUCGGGGCUGUGGCCUGUUGGCAGAGCUCAAGGCCCUGUGUGCCCAGAGCCAGGAGCUGGAGGAGGCAGCUGGACGGCGGCAGCUUCUACUGCAGGAGCUACUAGCCAAACAGCAGCGGAUCCUGCACUGGCGCCAGCUGGUGGGGGAAACACAAGAACAGGUCCGCCUGCUCAUCAAGAGCAACUCAGCCAGCAAGACGCGCCUGUGUCGGAGCCCGGGAGAGGUGCUAGCUCUGAUUCAGCGAAAAGUGAUCCCCACAUCUGAGGCGGUGGCGCCACAGAGCCAGGAGCUACUUCGCUGUCUAGAGAAGGAGGCCCAGCAUCUGCCCCACCUUCUGCUGGGCACCCUGCUGCGGCACAGCCCUGGAGAAUUGAGGCCCCUGCCCACAGUCCUGCCAUCAAUCCACCAGCUGCAUCCUGCGUCCUCAGGGGGCUCUAGCCUCAUAGUGCUUAGCCACAUGCUGGGGCUGCCCACAGGGAAGGCUCCAGAGCUGCUCCUCCCAAAGGCCGCCUCUCUUCGCCAGGACCUUCUGUUCUUCCAGGACCAGUGGAGCCUCCGGUGCCGGCAUCUGCUCCACAUGAAGACCAGCCUACCGCCAGGACCAUCCACCCAGAAGUUGCUGCAGACUUGUGAAUCCCAGGAGAAGGAGCAGAAGGAGAGCCUGGGGCAGGCCCUGAAGCAACUGGAGAACCUGCUGGAGCAAGCCCUGGAGCGGAUCCCCAAGCUGCAGGGAGUUGUGGGGGACUGGUGGGAUCAGCCAGGUCAAGUCGCCCUCUCAGGGGAACUCUGCCAGGGCCUGUCCCUGCCCCAGUGGCGGCUGCGCUGGGUCCAGGCCCAGGGAACCCUGCAGCAUCUGUGCAGAUGAAGAGGGGACUCCAACAGGAGUCAAGAACUGUGCAUUUGUUCACCUCACCUCUCUCAAUAUGGAAAAAAGCAUCACCUGGGUGUGUCGCCCAUUGUCUCUACCCACACCUGCCCUCCCCCUCACAGGCUGUUCUGUUUUCUCUCAACGGCCUUACCCCUGUCCUUUCAUCCCACCAAAGCCAAGAGAAUGGGGUGCUCUGGACCCCACCCCAGGUCCCCCUGAAACCCUUCAUCACUUUCACCCUUGGCAAAGAGUAACUGAGCACCUGCUCUAACACUGAGGGUCCAGCGCUAAACAAAAUGGACAAAAGUCCCCACUUUCAGGGAGUUGUUCUAGGACAAGGAAACAGACCACUGGCAACAUAAAUAUGGAGUAUAUUGGAAGAUAAGUGCCAUGGAGAAAAAUAAAGCAGGCUGUGGGAGGUGAAGUUUUAAAUACAGGGCUACACAGCAAAGGUCACAUGGUAAAUGUUGUGAGAGGCACGCAGAGACCUGACUGCAGACCGGUCAGUGUAACUGCCAAGGAGACAGGCAGCUUCCGGGGCGAGGAGAGUUAAGAGAUGAGACUGUCUUCUAGUUUUUAUACAGUUUCUUUUUUUACAUUUAAGUCUCUGAGCCAUUUGGAAUUUAUGCAAAUGGACCCAUAUUUGUCUUACUUUACAUAGAUCCCAGUAGCACUUAUUAAAAUAGAGCAGUGGUUGCUUCUGAAGGAGUGGUAGGUGGCAGGGAUUAACAAAGCAGGAGACAAGGGAACUUUCUGCAGUUGGAAAUGUAUUAGUUAACCCUUGAAUAACCCUGGGGUUGGGGGUGCCAACCACCUGGCGUAAUUGAAAACCCACAUAUAACUUUUACUUUAGACUCCCCCAAAAUUACUAAUAGCCUGCUCUUGACUAGAAGCCUUACAGUCAAUUCAUAUUUUGUAUGUUUUAUGUGUUAUAUACUAUAUUCUAAGAAUAAAGUGUGCUAGAAAAAAGAAUGUUUUAAGAAAAUCAUAGGAGAAAAUACAUUUAUAGUACUGUAUUUAUUUUUAAAAAUCUGCAUGUAAUUGGACCCACUUAUUUUUUCAAACCUGUGUUUACUAAGGUCAACUGUUUAUGAGUGGUUAAGGUUACACAGGUGUUUAGAUUUGUCAGAACUCAU
Molecule: messenger RNA, 3102 nt
Organism: Molossus molossus (Pallas's mastiff bat)
Lineage: Eukaryota; Metazoa; Chordata; Mammalia; Chiroptera; Molossidae
Gene: HAUS5
Product: HAUS augmin like complex subunit 5
Exons: 19
Coding region: 29-1963 (644 amino acids)
Biological process (GO): centrosome cycle; spindle assembly
Cellular component (GO): HAUS complex; centrosome
Source: RefSeq, a predicted model, not a curated record